AUGGAGGACAACUACCAGAACCGGACUGCCUUCAUUAAAGGUGCCAAAGACAUUGCCAAAGAAGUCAAACGACAGGCGUCCAAGAAAGUUGGCCGCUCCGUUGACCGAGUGAGCGAUGAGUACGCCAAGCGCUCCUACAGCCGCUUCGAAGAGGAUGAUGAUGAUGAGUAUCCCGUGCAGGGGAGCCAAGAUGGAGGAUAUUACCGUGGAGACAGCCAGGCCAACGAUGAUGAAGGAGGCCACAGCGACUCCACAGAGGGCCAUGAUGAAGACGACGAGAUCUACGAGGGCGAGUACCAGGGCAUCCCCAGGGCCGACUCCGGGAAGGGCAGCCUGGCUGGGGGUCCCGGGUCGGUGCAGGCGGGGGCGCAGCAGUUCACAGAUAUCGGCGUGUCGGAGGCCGAGAGGAGGAAGGACCAGGAGGAGCUGGCCCAACAGUACGAGACCAUCCUGCAGGAGUGUGGCCACGGGAAGUUCCAGUGGACUCUGUACUUUGUGCUGGGGCUGGCGCUGAUGGCGGACGGCGUGGAGAUCUUUGUGGUGGGCUUCGUGUUGCCCAGUGCAGAGAGAGACAUGUGUCUGUCUGAGCCCAACAAGAGCAUGCUGGGUCUGAUUGUGUAUUUCGGGAUGAUGGUGGGGGCCUUCCUGUGGGGCGCUCUCGCAGACCGGAUCGGGCGUCGCCAAGCCCUCCUCAUCUCUCUGUCCAUCAACAGCAUCUUCUCCUUCUUCUCCUCCUUCGUUCAGGGAUACAGCACCUUCCUGUUCUGCAGACUGCUCUCUGGAGUCGGAAUCGGUGGCUCUAUCCCCAUUGUGUUCUCCUACUACUCUGAGUUUUUGGCCCAAGAGAAACGUGGAGAGCACCUCAGCUGGCUCUGCAUGUUUUGGAUGAUUGGAGGGAUAUACGCCUCCGCCAUGGCCUGGGCCAUUAUCCCACAUUACGGAUGGAGUUUCCAGAUGGGCUCGGCCUAUCAGUUCCACAGCUGGAGGGUAUUUGUGCUGGUGGCCGCGUUCCCGUCUGUGGCAGCCAUCGCGGCCCUGAGCGUGAUGCCCGAGAGCCCGCGCUUCUACCUGGAGAACGGGAAGCACGACGAAGGCUGGAUGAUUCUGAAACAGGUCCACGAUACGAACAUGCGAGCCAAGGGCUACCCGGAGAAGGUCUUCUCUGUCACCACCAUUAAGACGGUGAAGCAGAUGGACGAGCUGGUGGACACGGGCACCGACACUCCAGUCUGGCAACGCUACCGCCUCAAGAUCACCAGUCUGUCCCACCAGAUUCGUAACAACAUCUUGGCCUGCUUCAACCCGGAAUACAAACGCACAACUUUCAUGCUGAUGGCUGUGUGGUUCAGCAUGUCCUUCAGCUAUUACGGUUUGACUGUGUGGUUCCCGGACAUGAUCAAAUACAUCCAGAAACAAGAGUACGAGUCGCGCACUAGAACCUUCACCAGAGAACGAGUGGAGCAUGUGACCUUCAACUUCACGCUGGAAAACCAAAUCCACCGUCAGGGAUACUACUUCAACGACAAGUUUCUGAAUUUGAAGAUGAAAUCGAUGGUGUUUGAGGAUUCUGUGUUCGAAGAGUGCUACUUUGAGGACAUCACAUCCACGCACACUUUCUUUAGGAACUGCACCUUCAUCGCCAGCUUAUUCUACAACACAGAUUUAUUCAAAUACAGGUUUGUCAACUCCAAACUUGUGAACAGCUCCUUCAUCCACAACAAAGAAGGCUGCAUAUUGGACUUCAGCGAUGACUUCAACAAUGCCUACAUGAUUUAUUUUGUCAACUUUCUUGGCACCCUGGCCGUGUUGCCUGGCAACAUCGUCUCUGCACUACUAAUGGACAAAAUUGGUCGUUUAAGAAUGCUGGCGGGGUCCAGUGUCAUCUCCUGUGUCAGCUGCUUCUUCCUGAUGUUUGGGAACACAGAGUCAGGGAUGAUCGCCCUCUUGUGUUUGUUUGGAGGUAUUAGCAUCGCAUCCUGGAACGCCUUGGAUGUCCUCACAGUGGAGCUCUACCCUUCAGACAAAAGGACCACAGCGUUUGGCUUCUUGAAUGCUCUCUGCAAACUCGCAGCCGUUUUGGGCAUCAGCAUUUUCCAGUCGUUUGUGGGCAUCACCAAAGCCGUGCCCAUCUUGUUUGCGGCCGGUGCGCUCGCCGCCGGCAGCUUCCUCGCCACAAAGCUUCCUGAAACAAGAGGCCAGGUGUUACAGUAA
Molecule: messenger RNA, 2211 nt
Organism: Knipowitschia caucasica
Lineage: Eukaryota; Metazoa; Chordata; Actinopteri; Gobiiformes; Gobiidae
Source: the annotation of a GenBank genome assembly